Messenger RNA from Ceratotherium simum simum (southern white rhinoceros), 2913 nucleotides. Lineage: Eukaryota; Metazoa; Chordata; Mammalia; Perissodactyla; Rhinocerotidae. The record is from RefSeq and is a predicted model, not a curated record.
GAAGCUAGGAGGGCGGAGGACUUGGAGAGGUGGGGACUGUGGGUUGGUGGCGAUCGGGAGUCUAGGCGACGGGGCGUGACGGGGCCGGAAGGUGGCGGGAGGGGGCCGGGCCGGAGCCGGCGGGAGGGCCAGGCCCGGUGGCCCCCACCCUGGCGUGCCCGCCCCGGCCGCGGCUGAGGAGGAAGAGGAGGAUGAUCUCCAGAUACACUCGGAAGGCGGUGCCCCAGAGUUUGGAGCUGAAAGGAAUAACAAAACAUGCUCUGAAUCAUCAUCCCCUUCCAGAGCAGCUGGAUGAAGUUUCCUCUGCCAAUGACAGCCAUGAAAAAGACACAAGUUCCCAAAGUGAGUCCAACAUCACACAAGAAUCACCUUUUACAUCAGCUGACACUGGGAAUUCAAGGUCUGCGUUUCCAAGUUAUACAGGCACAGGGAUCUCUACUGAAGGCAGCUCGGACUUCUCCUGGGGAUAUGGUGAACUUGAUCAAAAUGCCACUGAGAAAGUCCAGGCAAUGUUCACAGCCAUUGAUGAGCUCUUAUAUGAGCAGGAGUUGAGUGUACAUACUAAGGGUCUACAAGAAGAGUGCCAACAGUGGACAAGUAGUUUUCCUCACCUCAGGAUUCUGGGUAGGCAAAUAAUCACUCCAAGUGAAGGUUAUGGACUGUAUCCUAGAUCCCCUUCUGCUGUUUCAGCUUCACAUGAGGCAACACUGUCUCAAGGAAGAGAUUCUACUAUAUUUGGUAUUAAGGGAAAGAAGUUACAUUUUUCAUCUUCUUAUGCUCAUAAAGCAUCUUCCAUUGCCAAAUCCCCUGGCUUGUGUUCUAUGGAAAGAGGAGAGGAAGACUAUGUAAUCUUCUCUGAAGGAAUAAUAGAGGAAUACCUAGCAUUCGACCACACAGAUAUGGAAGAGGGGUUUCAUGGAAAGAAAUCAGAAGCAGCUACAGAGAAACAGAAAUUAGGGUACCCUCCCAUUGCUCCAUUUUACUGCAUGAAAGAAGAUGUCCUUGCUUAUGUGUUUGACGACGUGUGGAGCAAGGUUCUGAGCUGUAUGGAGCAGUUGACACGUAGUCACUGGGAGGGAUUUGCUUCUGAUGAUGAAAGUAAUGUUGCAAUCACCAGACCGGCUUCAGAAAGCCCCUGUGUGCUGAGUGAACCACAGCCUUUGGUCUUACCUCGAGUGCCACAGUCUAAGGUGCUGUCCAUCACUUCAAAUCUGAUGAGUCUCUGUCAAGCAGCAAGUGGUCAUCAGCCAAAUGUGAAUGGUCUCUUGGUUCAUGGGAUGCCUCUACAGCCAAGAAAUCUCUCCCUAAUGGACAAGCUCCUAGAUCUUGAUGACAAGCUACUAAUGAGGCCUGGGUCCAGUACCAUCCUUUCAAUCCGAAAUUGGCCAAAUCGAGCCCUGGAGCUUAGUACAUCAUCUCUGUCAUAUACAGUGCAGUCUGCCAGGAGACGCAUCCCCCCACCACGUACCCUUCAUCCCAUCAGCACAAGCCAUUCACGCGCUGGAACACCAAGACCUGUGGAAGAAAUCCUCAGAGGAUCCCGAGUCCCAGCGGCAGCUGACUCGCUCUCCUCUCCCUCACCAAUGCUUCUGAGUCGAAAUAAUCUGCUGCCACCUAUUGGCACAGCUGAAGUGGAACACUUGAGCACUAUGGGGCCACAAACGCAAACGAAAACCCACGGCGAUUCCAGUCGAGCUCGAAGCGCAGUGGUGGAUGAACCUAACCAUCAGCAGCCCCAGGAGAGGUUCCUUUUACCUGACUUUUUCUCCAGGCCCAACACAACGCAGUCAUUUUUGGGAGAUAGACAGUGCUGUCAAAAAGCUGAGCUAUUCAUCAAACAGAUGUCAUUCCUAAAGCUUUCUCUUGAGAUGUUCAAUGCCAUAGGCAGAUAGAGAUGGAAAGGGUAACUAAAGACAUAAAUGUUGAGCACUGGUGUAAAGUAACUUAUGUAAUAAAUCAUACUGCAUAUUUUUUUCAGAUAGGACAGCUCAACCUCACAGUGCCUGCUUGAUAUCAGGUCAUGCUUCUUUUCUUCUUAAAGUACUUUAGUGGUCAUUUUUUUUUUCUUUCAAAAUAUUAACCUCACUUUGCCAGAUUUUCUCCGAUAGCUCUAAGAAAGUCAAUUAAAAAAUAUAUAGACUUCCUACUAGUGAGUCAGCAAAAUGCAAUUCCUUUCAAUUUCAGCAACUUUGGCAAUUAGUCCAGUAUAAACAUAUCCUGAGAGCAGAAGUAGAGAACUUUGGCAUUCUUCUGAUUUUACCAUGGACCUUUUCCUGAGCACACUCAUGAAUGCAGCAAUGGUUUUAACUAUGGCUUAAAUUUAUUUUAUUUCAAUUUCCUUGAACUUUAAUUUUGAUGAUUAUACCGGUUUUAGAUUUUAGUGUUAAUUUUCAGAGUAGAUAAAUUCAAAUGAUCAUAAAUUGGGGCAAUUUUUUUAUUAUAUCAUAGUGUUCUAAUGGUAUCAUAUGAAAACAGAUGCUUCAAACAAUCUGCAUUAAAUGAUAUUUUUAAUACAAUUAAAGAGAGUAUUUUUUAACCUGUUUGUAAUCACAAACAAAAAACGUGCCAUGUACUUACCUUAGAUAAAUUAUGAUACAUAAAACUCAGUAACAGAAAGCUUGUUUUAUGCAUAUGGUAUUAAAUAUAUUAGCCUACAAAUCAGAGAUUUUAAGUUGAACAAUCCCUUAAAAAUUUGCUUAUAUUCUAAUGAAUACAUACCAAUUCAACUAAGUAUAAGUGAAAAUCUCGGUACUAGUCUCACAGAUCAAUACUGUGAGUGCAUGAUAACAAACCAUUGGAUCAAAUGGCUUGCCUUUCAAAGUUCGAGUUAAGAGUCAGAAGGGGCCUCUAAGAAGACAUUUAGCCCAAGUCCCUCACCCUUUUAUAAACAAAUUCAGACAAGCUAGUGACCUG